Talaromyces amestolkiae is the source of this 1461-nucleotide messenger RNA. RefSeq lists its product as uncharacterized. The coding region runs from base 1 to 1461 and encodes 486 amino acids. The transcript has 3 exons. Lineage: Eukaryota; Fungi; Ascomycota; Eurotiomycetes; Eurotiales; Trichocomaceae. The record is from RefSeq and is a predicted model, not a curated record. Gene Ontology annotation, biological process: xenobiotic detoxification by transmembrane export across the plasma membrane. Gene Ontology annotation, cellular component: membrane. Gene Ontology annotation, molecular function: xenobiotic transmembrane transporter activity; antiporter activity.
AUGGCAAACAAAGUCUUAGCCACUGAUCCCAUUCCGAACGAGUCUACACUGCUCAUACCCAAGUCUCCAGAUCUUGAAAGGUCUUCCAGCCCAUGUAGAAGAGCCAACGAUGAUUUUGAAGAUGCAAAGUACUCCAACAAACGCCUCGAUCUGACUGAAUUUGCUUUGCUCCUUCGAGGAAGCACACCAGUCAUCUUGGCAUACACGUUACAAAACAGCUUGCAAACCAUAUCCGUCCUGAUCGUUGGACGGUCCUCACCAGAAAAUCUGGCGACGGCUGCAUUCUCGUACAUGUUUGCCAUGUGUACAGCGUGGCUGAUUGCUCUUGGAGGAACCACGGCUCUCGAUACCCUGGCAUCUUCAUCGUUUACAGGGAGCACUAACAAGCAUGAUCUUGGGAUCCUACUGCAACAACCUGUGUUCCUUUUCCUCGGCCAAGAUCCGAAUCUGUCUAGAGACAGUGCAAGGUUUUUGACUUGCCUUAUCCCGGGAGGACUGGGGUACAUCUAUUUUGAAGCUAUGAAGAAGUACCUGCAGGCUCAAGGAAUCAUGCGUCCGGGAACGUACGUCCUUUUGAUAACUUCACCAGUCAACGCAGCUCUCAACUAUCUCUUCUGCUACACUUUUGACAUAGGCCUGCUGGGCGCACCGAUUGCUACAAGUAUAGCAUACUGGCUAUCGUUUGCUCUACUCGUAUUGUAUACUCGCUUCAUAGCCGGAUCAGAAUGCUGGGGAGGCUGGUCUCACACAGCAUUCCAAAAUAUCGGCACGUUUGCUCGCCUAGCUUUCUUGGGCAUCAUUCACGUUGGCACUGAAUGGUGGGCCUUUGAAAUUGUGGCACUAGCUGCGGGUCGUCUAGGGACCAUCUCACUUGCUGCGCAGAGUGUGAUAAUGACCGCAGACCAAGUCAUGAAUACGAUCCCUUUCGGUGUGGGCGUCGCUGCAUCUACAAGGGUUGGAAAUCUCCUCGGCGCUAGGAAUGCUCACGGUGCUGCGCGCGCCGCCCAUACAGCUGCAUUUCUUAGUAUCCUGCUCGGCGGGGUGGUCCUCGCCAUACUGAUGGUUACACGAAACUCGUUUGGACGAAUCUUCAACGACGACGAUCACGUAGUCCGUCUGACCGCCGAGGUUCUUCCCUACGUGGCAUUGUUCCAGAUUGCAGAUGGGCUAAACGGUAGCUGUGGGGGCAGUUUACGAGGAAUGGGUCGUCAGCAUAUCGGAGCACUUGUCAACCUGGUUAGCUAUUAUGGUGGCGCGUUACCACUGGGUAUCUGGCUAGCCUUUCAUGGCUGGGGUUUGAAGGGAUUGUGGGUUGGUCAGUGUAUUGCGUUAUAUCUGGUUGGGGCUCUAGAAUGGAUCAUUGUCUAUCUGAGUGAUUGGGAGAAAGAGGUGGAUAAUGCGUUCAAAAGGUUGGACGUGCGACUUCAGCUUGAAGAUGGUGAUGUCGAUACGCUGGUGUAG